CUCCUCUCCCGGCGUUUAGUCUUCUCUCCGGCGCAGCAGCCUUGCGUACACCCGAGUCCUCCGUGCUCCUCGCUUGUCCCCAACGAGGUGCAUCCAGGGAGCCCAUGGAGCCCACUCGCAGUGCGCCUCCGGGGGACGGCGCUGCUGAGGCACUGCUGAAAGAGCUGGAGCGUCAGGUGCAGGAUGUGGUGCGGGCGAGCUCGUGGUGGGAGCGCCACGGUGUGGACUGCGCCAUCCUCGCUCUCAGCCUGCUCGCCCUGCCGGCUGGGUUCCUGUGCCUACGCUUCCAUAAUGUUCUGGCCUUUGCCACUGGCAUUACAAUCUUGGGUGUGAGCCACUAUACACUCACGGUCAAAGGCAGCCACCUGGCUACUCACAGUGCCCUCACAGAGUCCAAACGCUGGAGCAAGAUCUUGAUGAUUUUCUUUGUGGAGGUAUGCACAGCCUUUCCUGCAGAGUUUGCUAAGUUCAACCACGUGAAUAUGCACCACGGUUACACCAACGUGUUGGGUCUGGGAGACUCCAGCACAUGGAAGAUGCCUCUCCUCAACCGCUACGUCUACAUGUUCCUUGGACCGCUUUUGGUCCCCCUCCUAACGCCACUGGUAGCUCUUGAGCAUUUGAGGAAGGAAGAGCCGAAGACGGCACUGCGGGCUUUGGGCUUCAUUUGCCUGGGCCUUUACUCUCAUUACUGGCUGUUCAUGAACGUGUCGGGCUUCAAGAGUCCUGCUUCAGCGCUGGCCUGCAUGCUGCUCGCCAGGUCCCUGCUGGCCCACCCCUACCUCCACGUCAAUAUCUUCCAGCACAUCGGAUUGCCUAUGUUCUCCCCGGACAAGAAGCCCAGGCGGAUUCACAUGAUGACGCUGGGGGUUCUGAACCUGCCCCGGCAGCCAGUGCUGGACUGGGCGUUCGGCCACUCCCUCAUCAGCUGCCAUGUGGAGCACCACCUCUUCCCUUGGCUCUCCGACCACAUGUGCUUGAAGGUGAAGCCCGUGGUAUCCAAGUUUCUCCACGACAAGAGGCUACCCUAUAAUGAAGACUCGUACUUGGCUCGAUUUCAGCUGUUUCUCAGUCGCUAUGAGGAGUUCAUGGUGCAUGUCCCGCCCAUCACUGAGCUGGUGGGGCUGCAGUGAAGGCUGGGCCCACUCCCUAGCCCAGUCCUGGCCCUCCUGUACUGCUGGCCCUUGGUGGGGACUGGUGGGCCUGGAGACGUCUGGGAUCUGAAUUGGGGAAGAGUGUUGGGAGAAGAACUGAAAGCAAUCCAGAGGCUGUGUGUCCUGAUCUUCCUAGGCCUCAGAUGACUCCAUCUAGAAUCCUUCUUUCUGCUGCAUCUGAUCCAGAGGGUAGGGCCGAGGGGGCUGGUGACAGGUGAGGUGGGAUCCUGUGUCCAGGAGCGGGAGGUACAGAGAUAGAGCCAGCCUCCUCGGCUCAGACCUCCUUGGUGCUCAGGCUGUUGCUUCUUCCUGUACCCUCUGAGGUUUAAGUCCCCCAGGCUCCUCUCCCUAGGGUCAGCAGGGUGAGGCCAUGUUUUUAGCAGACACUCUCCCCCGCCCCCCACUCUUCAACUGAAGGAGCCUGUGCCACACUGGUCUCAGCAGCUCCAGGACACACAGAGUCCGUGAGAUAAAAGGGAAUGUAUUUCCAGGGAAGUGCUCCAGAGGGGAGCAAACCCGGGGACAAAAUCGGAGAAGGAACUGCUGGCUUUGAGCGUGACCUCGGCUAGCUCUAAACAGCUCUGUUUUGUUCCAUGUUCAGAAGACUCCAGCCUGGGUGACAGAAUUACUGGGAGGCGGUUGAGACUGGAGGAGGUGACCUGGGACUGGGCUGGGAGGAUGGGGAGGGAUGAAAAGUGGGGUGAGGGUGGGGUAGUGAGAUAGGAGAGUUGAAGACAAGGGCUUGGCUGUGGGAGAGAAGAUUGCAAGCUGGGUAGGAAUAUAAGGGGGCCUCUGAUGCCAAACCUAGAAGGAAGCCAAGCUGGGGAACAACACUGAGAUCCAGCCAAACGGGCAACAGAGAGAAGCUGGGCACCACUUCAGUGAGACAGCAAAGCAGAGAGGGAUCAGUGGAAGGAUGAGGUUAGACCUGCACGCUCCAGGAGACCGGGGCCAUUGUUAGGUCAUAACCUGGCUUCUCACCUCCCCACUCUGGCAUUUUCUUUGGCUGAUUCUUGGCAGACUGUGCUGAGCACUGGCUUUUACUGACUAGGUGUUGAGAGCCCAAAUCACGACACUCAAAAAUGUCUCCUGAUAUAGCCAACUGUCUCCCAAGUGACAAAACUCUCCUUGAUUGAGACCACGGAGGUCGUUCUAGUUAACUCACUGGAUGGGAGGGUGUGCUGCUCUGGUGAUGGGAGGGUCAACUGGGAUGGGCAGACCAGCCUGUUGGAACCCAUCUCUGGGUGGGGACUGACGUGCCCUAGACAGAUGCAGCUGCCACUGGACUGACAAUCCUUCCCCUGUCUUCUCCCCACCCUCCUCUAGCUGAGAGCACAACUUCUUCCGGGGCCCUUUCCUCCAGCUAUGGCUCUUGGCCGGCCUCUCCUUUGGGCUCCCUCUGGGCAGGGCCUGGCCUGGCAGAGGCUUCUAGCUGCUGCUGGCCACUCCAUGCUUCCCUGGCUCCUUAUCUCUGCUCAGGACUCUUUCCUGUUGAGCGUGUACCAUCUGUUCACUGCUGGGACGUUGGCUCACAGCAGUUCUGGAUCCAGGCCACCCCCUCCGGCUUUGCUACCGGCUACUGCUGCCCAUUUGAAAUGCAUUAGCGAGUUCAGAGGGGGCCUUAAGGUCUGAGCGCGUGAUUGUCACUGGCAAAUUCUCCCUCUGAAAAAUGCAAGGAUAGAAAAGGGUCCUGGCAGCAUACCGUAAGCUAAUGAUUAAAACUAUCCAAAUA
Rattus rattus (black rat) is the source of this 2886-nucleotide messenger RNA. It is a transcript of the gene Fads6, whose product is annotated as fatty acid desaturase 6. The record is from RefSeq and is a predicted model, not a curated record. The transcript is spliced from 6 exons. Gene Ontology annotation, cellular component: membrane. Gene Ontology annotation, molecular function: oxidoreductase activity, acting on paired donors, with oxidation of a pair of donors resulting in the reduction of molecular oxygen to two molecules of water. Lineage: Eukaryota; Metazoa; Chordata; Mammalia; Rodentia; Muridae. Bases 105 to 1133 code for a protein of 342 amino acids. Gene Ontology annotation, biological process: lipid metabolic process.